Molecule: messenger RNA, 3976 nt
Organism: Camellia sinensis
Lineage: Eukaryota; Viridiplantae; Streptophyta; Magnoliopsida; Ericales; Theaceae
Gene: SCC3
Product: sister-chromatid cohesion protein 3
Biological process (GO): sister chromatid cohesion
Cellular component (GO): nucleus; chromatin; cohesin complex
Molecular function (GO): chromatin binding
Source: RefSeq, a predicted model, not a curated record
AGGGAGGGAUGAGGUGUGUACUGUACACGUAUCUGGUCGAGUCAACUCAUUCCAAAUCCAAACGCACUCGCUGCUGUUAAGCCCAAAGAGGUCGUGGUCCGUGGAUUUCUUUGGCGGGAGUUUUUCUGGUUCGAUUCUCAAUCUCCUCUGAGCCCAAAUUAGGGCAAAUGUUCUGUUCACGAAGAUACUACUAGUUCUCUCUCUGUAUCUCUCUGUGAUAUUGAGGGCAUAUUAUCACUACUAGGUCAUGGAGGACACACCCAGAGCUUCAGAACCAUCAAUUCGUUCAUCUAAAAGAACUAGGGUUCAGACUGUUAGGACUGGCGCUGGCGGAGAUAAUAACCCCGAUGAGACCAGCGAUCGGAGUGAUCACGACGACUCUUUCGAUCAUUUUGCCGAGCCUCCUCCCAAGUCUAAGCGUAAGCGGACUUCGGAGGGGGCUUCAGCUGCGGCUGCGCAGAAUUCUGAUCAAAGCUUGAUUGAGGUUAUCAAAGGUAAUGGGAAACUUGUUCCUCAAGCGGUUAAGUUUUGGGUUGAACGAUAUGAAAAGGAUUCGAAACCUGCAAUGGUUGAACUUUUGAUGAUGCUUUUUGAGGCAUGCGGGGCAAAGCAUCAUAUUCAACAUGAGUUACUGGAUGAGACUGACGUGGAUGAUGUAGUAGUUGCUCUUGUCAAUCUGGCACAAAAAGGUGAAGUUGAAGAUUACCAAAGCUCAAAAAAGAAGGAGUUCAAGAAUUUCAAAGAUAACCUCACUUCUUUUUGGGACAAUUUGGCAAUUGAGUGUCAAAAUGGGCCAUUGUUUGAUCAGGUCUUGUUUGACAAAUGCAUGGAUUAUAUUAUUGCACUUUCAUGUACUCCUCCAAGAAUUUAUCGUCAGAUUGCUUCAUUGAUGGGACUCCAGCUUGUCACAUCAUUGAUAAAUGCUACUAAAAUGCUUGGUGAACAACGAGAAACUACUCAGAGACAGUUAAAUGCUGAAAGAAAGAAACAUGCUGAUGGUCCACGUGUGGAAUCACUGAAUAAAAGGUUAUCGAUGACUCAUGAAAAGAUAACAGUGAUAGAGGAAAUGAUGCGCAAAAUAUUUACUGGGUUAUUCGUGCAUCGUUACCGAGAUGUUGAUCCUGAAAUUCGAAUGUCAUGCAUACAGUCACUUGGUGUGUGGAUUUUGUCAUACCCAUCACUGUUCUUGCAGGAUUUAUACUUGAAGUAUCUUGGAUGGACUUUGAAUGACAAAAAUGCUGGUGUAAGGAAAGUUUCUGUCCUUGCAUUGCAAAACCUUUAUGAGGUGGAUGAUAAUGUGCCAUCUCUUGGACUUUUUACGGAAAGAUUUUCUAGUCGAAUGAUUGAGCUUGCUGAUGACAUUGACAUUUCUGUGGCUGUAUGUGCCAUAGGACUUGUAAAACAACUACUGAGGCAUCAACUCCUAAAUGAUGAUAACUUAGGUUCUUUGUAUGAUCUGCUAAUUGAUGAUCCACCGGAGAUCAGGCGUGCCAUUGGGGCAUUAGUGUAUGAGCACUUGAUUGCACAGAAAUUUAAUAGCUCUCAACCACGUUCAAGAGGUGAAGAAAAUGAUUCUUCAGAGGUACAUCUCGGUAGAAUGUUGCAAAUACUAAGAGAGUUUUCAACAGAUCAAAUUCUCAGUACCUAUGUCAUUGAUGAUGUUUGGGAGUACAUGGAUGCCAUGAAGGAUUGGAAGUGCAUUAUCUCUAUGCUCCUGGACGAGAACCCCCAGAUUGAACUUACUGAUGAUGAUUCAACAAACUUAAUUCGGCUCCUCUCUGCAUCUGUCAAAAAGGCAGUAGGAGAAAAGAUAGUUCCUGCGACUGAUAACCGAAAGCAGUACCACAAUAAAGCUCAAAAGGAAAUGAUUGAAAACAAUAGGCGAGAUGUUACUAUCUCCAUGAUGAAGCGGUACCCUCAGCUGCUACGCAAAUUCAUGGCUGACAAGUCAAAGAUAGCACCACUGGUUGAUAUUAUUGUUUAUAUGAACCUAGAACUUUAUUCCCUGAAGAGACAGGAGCAGAGUUUCAAAAUGGUUCUUCAGCUAGUGAAAGAGGCAUUCCUUAAACAUGGUGAGAAGGAUGCUCUGAGGAGUUGCGUGAAGGCUAUCAAUUUCUGUUCCACAGAGAGUCGAGGAGAGUUACAAGAUUUUGCUCAAAAUAAAUUGAAGGAACUUGAGGAUGAACUUAUUGCUAAGCUUAAAUCUGCAAUGGGAGAAGUAGCGGAUGGUGAAGAUGAAUACUCACUUCUUGUAAAUUCAAAAAGGUUGUAUGAGCUCCAAUUGUCAAGAUCUUUUCCUAUUGAUAGUUUAUAUGAAGACAUGGCUGUGUUUCUUCAGAGUUUUAGGAACAUUGAUGAUGAGGUUGUCAGUUUUCUGCUUCUCAACAUGUAUUUGCAUGUUGCCUGGUGCCUGCAAUCUAUAAUAAACAGUGAAACUGUCUCUGAAGCAUCUCUGUCUUCCUUGUUGUCGAAACGCACUACCUUGAUUGAGCACCUUGAGUACUACCUGCAAACCCCUCCUGAAGUUCAGGUUGAAGUUAAACGUGGAAAUCAGCUAGUGUGUAGGGUUUGCACUAUUUUUGCAGAACUGUGGUGUUUAUUCAGAAAGACAAAUUUUGCAUCAACAAAGCUGGAAAAUUUAGGGUAUUGUCCCAAUGAGUCCGUUCUUCAAAAGUUUUGGAGACUUUGUGAACAACAGCUCAAUAUCUCAGAUGAGACAGAGGAUGAAGAUAUCCAUAAAGAGUAUGUUGAGGAGACUAAUCGACAAGCAAUUAUGAUUGCUGCUGCCAAGUUAAUUGCUAACGACACAGUUCCUGAGGAUUAUCUUGGCCCGGAGAUCGUUUCCCAUUUUGUGAUGCAUGGCACAAGUGUGGCUGAGAUUGUGAAACACCUCAUAGCUGUUUUAAAGAAAAAGAAUGACGAUGUGUCCAACAUCUUUUUAGAAGCACUGAAACGGGCAUACCAUCGGCAUAUGAUGGUAGUUUCAGAAAGCAAUGAUGGAUCUCUUGCUGGCAAGUCUUUUCAAGAAUGUAAAGAUCUGGCUGCUCGGCUUUCUGGAACAUUCGUAGGUGCUGCUCGAAACAAGCAUAGAUCAGACAUAUUGAAAAUUGUCAAGGAUGGUAUUGAGUAUGCUUUUGUUGAUGCUCCAAAGCAGCUAUCUUUUUUGGAUGGGGCUGUGGUCCAUUUUGUUUCCAAACUUCCUACACCUGAUAUCCUUGAAAUUUUGAAGGAUGUCCAAAAACGAACAGAGAACGUGAAUACAGAGGUAGAUCCUAGUGGAUGGCGCCCCUAUCACACGUUUGUAGACAGUUUAAAAGAAAAGUAUGCGAAAAAUGAAGGUUUCCAAGAUGAAAAAGAAGGGUCGACUGUGAGACGCCGAGGUCGUCCACGUAAGAGACAAAAUGUUCAGGGAAAGAAACUUUUUGAUGAGCACGGUUCAAGUGAAGAAGAGGAUUCAAUCAGUGCAUCUGACCAUGAUGCUCGAGAUGAAGAACAGCAGGAAGACGAGGAAGAUGCACCUUUGAUACAUUCACUUAGGUCAGCAUCCAAGCUGCGUUCAUUGAGAGUUUCAAGAGAGGAAAAUAAAGGGGAGAAUUUGGCUGCUUCCAGAACAUCAGGGCCUUCUAGCUAGUAACUGCAGUGUUCAAUAUGCACGUUUAAGAUGGUGAGGCAUGAGGUUUUUCCAUGAACCUAUUCCUCCUCUCAACAUUUCUGGUUGGAAUUUUGAGACUCUAGAAACAAUGUGUUGCUUAAAAGUCAAGAACUCAUUCAUGUAAAAUUGUAAAGAUUGUGAAGUGGAGUAGAGCAGCCAUGUGGAGACGCUCUGGUGUUUUGACAGGAUGUUGAACCGAUGUUUGUUUGUUGUAUGGAAGUUUGUAAACAUUGGGCGCUUCCUCAUCUGUUCGACUGGUGAAUUUGCAUUUGCUAUUUUUCUCCUAAUGUCGUUUUCUGAUUAGCACAUUUUGGUACUACUAAA